Molecule: messenger RNA, 2205 nt
Organism: Pungitius pungitius (ninespine stickleback)
Lineage: Eukaryota; Metazoa; Chordata; Actinopteri; Perciformes; Gasterosteidae
Gene: serinc1
Product: serine incorporator 1
Exons: 10
Coding region: 123-1499 (458 amino acids)
Cellular component (GO): membrane
Source: RefSeq, a predicted model, not a curated record
CCUUCCAUCAGGAGGAGAAGAAGAAGAAGAAAUCCGGUGGGGCUCAUCAUCCAUUUUCUGGAAGAGCAGAAAGCACCAGCCAUCUAACGACCGACUAGAAGAGAAGAAAGACAUCCGCCAUCAUGGGGGCCGUUUUGGGAUUGUGCUCCAUGGCGAGCUGGAUCCCGUGUUUGUGCGGCAGCGCCCCCUGCCUGCUGUGUCGAUGCUGCCCCGGCGGCAACAACUCCACGGUGACCCGUCUCAUCUACGCCUUCUUCCUGCUGCUGGGAGUGGGCCUCGCCUGCAUUAUGCUGAUGCCCGGCAUGGAGGCUCAGCUCAAGAAGAUUCCGGGUUUCUGUGAAGGCGGGUCGGGCUCGUCCAUUCCCGGUGUGGAGGGCCACGUGAACUGCGACGUGCUUGUCGGCUACAAGGCUGUGUACCGCGUUUGCUUCGGUAUGGCCAUGUUCUUCCUGCUCUUCUCUCUGCUCAUGAUCAAAGUGAAGAGCAGCAACGACCCCAGAGCGGCGCUGCACAACGGCUUCUGGUUCUUUAAGUUUGCUGCAGCUGCUGGCAUCACUAUCGGAUCAUUCUUCAUCCCAGAAGGUCCCUUCACUACUGUGUGGUUCUACAUCGGUAUGGCCGGAGCCUUUUGCUUCAUCCUCAUCCAGCUGGUGUUGCUCAUCGACUUCGCCCACUCCUGGAACGAGUCCUGGGUGGAGAAGAUGGAGGAGGGCAACUCUCGCUGCUGGUACGCAGCUCUGCUGUCGGUCACCGCGGUGAACUACCUGCUGUCUCUGGUGUCUCUGGUCAUGUUCUACGUCUACUACACCCACUCCGACGGUUGCACCGAGAACAAGGUCUUCAUCAGCAUCAACAUGCUCCUGUGCGUGGCGGCCUCCGUCCUGUCCAUCCUGCCUCCCAUCCAGGAGUCCCAGCCCCGGUCCGGCCUGCUGCAGUCCUCCCUGGUCACCCUGUACACCAUGUACCUGACCUGGUCUGCCAUGACCAAUGAGCCCGACAGGAAAUGCAACCCGAGCCUUCUGGGUAUUAUCGGGCUGAACAGCACCAGUCCAGCAGGGCAGGACAACGUGGUCCAGUGGUGGGACGCCCAGGGCAUCGUAGGAUUGAUCCUCUUCCUCAUGUGUGUCCUCUACUCCAGCAUUCGCAACUCGUCCAACACUCAGGUGAACAAACUGACCCUGACCAGCGACGAGUCCGCCUUGAUCGAGGAGGGGCCGACGGCCGCCGGCUUCGAGGAGGGAGGAGGUGGCCGAGCAGUGGACAAUGAGAGGGACGGCGUCACCUACUCCUACUCCUUCUUCCACUUUAUGCUCUUCCUGGCGUCGCUCUACAUCAUGAUGACGCUCACCAACUGGUACAGCCCUGACUCCAACUACCAGGCCAUGACCAGCAAGUGGCCGGCGGUGUGGGUCAAGGUCUCCUCCAGCUGGAUCUGCAUUGCCCUGUACGUGUGGACGCUGGUGGCCCCGCUGGUUCUGGUCAACAGAGACUUUGAAUGAAACGGUCUCUACCGCUCACCCACAUGCUCUGCUUCACCUGUGUUUUUGUUUUGAGCAAAAAAAGACGUCGCUAGCAAGCCCCCACGCGCAUCAGGUCGUUCUGCAGCAGAGGGGCCGGGGGGGGGCGUAGGGUCCGGGGGGGGUGUUAUGGAUCUGUGGGCUUAUCCACGUUCUCAGCCCUGACUGCAGCCUGGCUCCUCUGCUGCAAAGUGCCGACCUGUUGAAGUAACCUCAUCCAUAGCGUUUGCCUCUGUAAAUACGUCCCAUGUUGUUCUUUCAAAAGGCAGAGCUGCAUGUUUUUCCUCUUCUCAAACGAAUGUGAACAUUAGCUGAAGCCUGCGUGAGGACGGUGACGGCUCCACGGACUGCAGGGUUACGUGGGGACGGCCGCCGCCGUCCUCUGCUGGAUUCAGUUGUGUGUGAGCAUUGCUGAGGUGGUAACUUACGCUAGCAGCGUUGUGUGUGCACGCUCACAGUAUUCAGUGUUCUGCUGUCACGUAUUAAAGAUCUGCCGGCUGCACGUGUCCUCUGCAGCUCGUACAGGACAAAAGGCCCUCCUGUUUGUGUAGCUUCUGAUUUUAAUUGUUUGAACUUUAAAACAGAAAAUUGAAAACUCGAUAAAUGAUGUGGUAGCGUUUAGUUUGCAUUUGUAUGAUUGUCUCUCCUGUGCUAUUAUAACUCGUUUAAUAAAACUGAAGGAAAAGGA